GUCGGUCUUAUAUGCGAGUAGGAGUGACAGUCACAGUAUGCGAGUAGGAGUGACAGUCACAGUUUAGUUCUUUUGAGUCAGUGUCCUCGAAACGGACGAGAAGUUUAUUUAUUUCAUACCAAAGCAGGAAAUACACUGUUCGGAUGUGUUUUGACACACGAAAUAUAAAACUCAAACAACGUGCAAUCAGUACGCGAUAUAUUUUGACAAACAAUUUAGUAAUCUGGAAUAUUAUUGUAUUAUUGCAUGUUUUUGAAAUGGACGUAUUCGUGCAAACAUGUGCAUUUGGUAUGGUGAUUGUUUACGUCAUGGUGCGCGUGGACUGCCAGACGACGGAAAGGCGGGAUACGGGUCUUGACCUGGAACCGGGUGUGACUGCGUUUAAUACGUGCGAUACUAUGAACUGCCCACCGAACUCCAAGUGCAUUGAAACAUCUGGCUACGUCUCCUGCGAGUGCGAGCAUGGAAAGACUGGCGUCAACUGCACCAUGGACGAUCCUUGCCUAGAAACAAAGGAGAACUGUACCAAAGGAAUGACAUGCUACGGCCCAUGUAACCCCAACGUGCUCUGUGAAGGGCCCACCGGUAUCCCACACUGCGGCGGCUGCAUUCCCGGUUUCCAGGGGAAAAACUGUGACGAGGAUGAAGAUGAGUGCACAAAGUGGGUCGAUACGUGUUAUUUCAACGGUCAGUGCACGAACACAUUUGGUAGCUUCAGGUGCGAUUGCAAGGUUGGCUGGACCGGAGAAGUAUGCGAAAUAUGUUCGCUUUCGGAUACCGAAUGUGAUGCUAUCGGUAGAGGCUCUGUCGAGAGUGCGGACGCAUCUGCAAUGCCUGGAGGUGCCGCGGAGUCGCUUCACAUAGUUCCCGUGUCCAUGGCAUUGACGUUGCCAUUUAGUAUAAUCCUGUCGUUGUUGCUCUCAUGAUCAAUAGCUCCAGAGCGUUAUAUAUUCGUUUAUUAAAAAACAACAACACAUUUUUACACUUUCAAGUGUCUUUAAAUUUCAGUAUAUUUUUGCGUAUUUUUACAAUUAUUGAAUAUGUUAUGCAUAGACGCAGUCGUCAUAUUGUUUCUGUAUACAAGAAAUAGUCGUACAGCUUGCAGAUACCGAAAGGCUUUCUUGCAAGCGCGCUAACUGCUAUUGAAACAAAUACAAAUAAGACACUACUACACAGCAAGGUAUGGAUUUUCCAUAUUCCGCGCAAAGGUAAUUCGUUUUAAAUGAAAAAUAAGUGGCAUCAAUCGAAACAGUAUGCACCACAAGCAAUUUCCAUUGGUACCAAACUAAAUUAAAUUAGCUUAAACAUAUAUUAACGUUCAACUGAACUAACUGCUCAAUGCGAAGCAAAUCAUUUAAUAAAAGUAUUCUAUGUACUGAUUCGGAAUUCGGAACUGUGGUAACUGUAUAUAUGGUGACACGAAAUCCUCGUUUUUGCAAAAGAGACCGAUACGAUGAGUUUGAUGAAAAAAAUAAAUUGUUUAGUUGGCUCCCUUGCUUACAAUAAUCAAGUCAAUGAUGCGAUGGCACGUAUUCUUUUUUUUAAACAAUUGUCUUCUAUAAAAACCAUGUGCCUUUGCUAUAAACAUCCACGGUAUUUUUGCACGUUUCUAUGGUCCUUUUUAUCAUGUUUUUUUUUUAAUGGUGUUUUUUUUUGGUGUUGUAUUUUUCUUGUGAAAAUGUUGUUAGCAUGUUUAUGGUUGUAUUAUUUAUUUAGUAAAACUCAAGUCUGUGCAGAAAACUAUGUACAUAAAUAUGAUAUUUAAUCCUUUUAUUAGGUUGUUGGUCACAUUUCCAGUCAUUAAAAUUCGUGUUUUGUAUGUCGCGAUGCCUUUCAGUUUUGUAUCAGUCUCUGCAUUAAGACGAGAAAUAUCAUAACACUAUUGUUUUCAUUGCCGCAGCUAACAUUUCUGUAUAUAUUACAUGCAUUUGUAAACGUAGAUCAUGAUA
Molecule: messenger RNA, 1949 nt
Organism: Dreissena polymorpha
Lineage: Eukaryota; Metazoa; Mollusca; Bivalvia; Myida; Dreissenidae
Product: neurogenic locus notch homolog protein 1-like
Exons: 5
Coding region: 144-926 (260 amino acids)
Biological process (GO): establishment or maintenance of epithelial cell apical/basal polarity; heterophilic cell-cell adhesion
Cellular component (GO): plasma membrane; protein-containing complex
Molecular function (GO): calcium ion binding
Source: RefSeq, a predicted model, not a curated record